GAGUUGAAGACUUCAGUGUGGUUGUGUCAGUGAUGGUGGGUGGUUGUUGUUGUGCGCGCUGAUGAGUGCUUCGCGCCACACACUCCUGCCCUCCCCAACCCCGGUGGGGCUCUGUGCCGUGUUGCUGUGUCUGAUAGCUCAGGUCACAGCCACGGAGGUCACCCAGGGGCUAACACCCACGGGGGGGCGCCGGGCCCUGGUGACUGUGGCUGUACCCAUGCAAGACCGCCACGGCAAGUACAUAGAGCAGGAGCUAACUGUGUGGGGGGCUUUCUCGCCCUUGGCGACCGCUGGCCCCGCUGAGGGGAAGUUCCUUCAGUUACAUCCAGGCGCCCUCUGUGAUAGUUUGCGGGCGGACGGUAACGAUUACGAAUUCGGCUGGGUAGGGUUUCUCAAGCCUGACCCUGUACCCAGCAUGCCCAAAAAAUGCAGAUCUGUAUACCAAAUGGCUCGAUACGCGAUCGAGCGCGGGGCGACGGCUCUCCUGGUGGAGCUGGACGGGAUGGUGUCCAUCCAGGAAGAGCUUUUUGCCCACGACCCCUCCAGGGAAAUCCUGAAGAGGCCCUUGGUGGUCCUCCCCCCUGCUCAAGCCCGAAAAUUAUACAGCAUUAUUCUGCGGACAGACAAAGCGCAUGCUCGGAUCGAGAUGUCACCAGCGCGGGACCAUUUUGAUCUGGGAAUUUUCCUCACUUGUUUCCUCCUCAUUUGCCUCGUCUGUCUUGUCAUAGUUGUCAAAAUGAGAUGGCGGAGAAAUAAUAAACAGAAUACGUUAGCGCAGCAAGCUAAACGGGCGCUCUCCCGCAUGGAAUGCAAGAGGUACAGAGAAAAAAAGAAAGAAGAGAAGCAAAAAAUUAAAGUUAAGCUCAAGAAGAAAAAGAAGAUUAAAGUCACCAUUGGCGAAGGAGGGGGAGGAGGAGGUGGGGCUGGAGGAGAGGGAGACUCGGCCAAGAGAGGUGACGGAGAAGAAGAGGAAGAUGAUGACGAAGAGGAGGAAGAGGAAGGCAGCCAUGAAAUAUCCGUGUUGUCCGAAGGGCCUGAGGUAUGUGUCGUGUGCUUGGAGGAGUACAGACCUCACCAGGAACUCCGUGUAUUGCCUUGUAAACAUGAAUUCCAUCGAGCUUGUGUUGAUCCUUGGCUCCUACAACACAGGACGUGUCCCCUUUGUAACUAUAAUAUAAUAGAGGGAUGUUACGAGAGCCCACCGGUAACUUGCUCAUCAGGAUCUGCCCUCACACCUGCUCCUCACCUGUACAGUACCCCGGCCCACGCUCAGUAUGUCUUAGCACCCUCUAAUGCAGCCCACGGGUGCGGCCAUCCUGGGUGCACUGUCCAUGGCAUCCAUGGGUAUGCUGGAAUAACGUAUACCCCUUUACCUCCUGGAUAUAUCAGCCCUCCGCCUGGGUAUACGAGCCCCAGCAUAGGGUACGCCAACCCUGAUCCAGUAUACACGGGUAUGAUUAGUGGUUAUGCAAGCCCCACAGUUGGGUACAGCAGCCCUCCUGCAGGAUAUAAUACUCCUGCAAGUGGGUACAUGAGCCCCAGUGGUAGAUGUUCCAGAGCUGGGCAUGCCAGCCCACAUGGUGGUUACCUUGGUAGUAUUAAUGGAUGCGGGACCUCGGUGGGGGCGGGGUAUGGUGUCAGUUCAUUGUGUGGGUAUGCGGUGAAUCCCAUGCCAGCAUCUGUCUGUGGAUUUGGGUGCUCGGGACCUUGUCACCACGACUCUUCAGUUCUAUCAGAUGCGUGUUUAAUGUACCCUCCAUUAGCACCUACACAUAAUCUCAGGUGCCCACAUGCCCAUGCUCCGCCGUCUGCUUCUCAUCCGCAUAAUCACGUGCCCCAUUCUCAUGGACAACCCCCUGGGUCGAGCAGCGAAGAGGCGGAACACCAGAUAGUCAAGUGGGGUCGUCCUCGUAUUUUCCAAAAUAUUAGUGUAGAAGUUCAGCAUCACCAUGGUGCUACCGGAAGCAGUGGCCGUGCAACUUGUGGAUCCUCAGGAACAAGCAGCAGUAAUUUCCCACGACCCCUCACAUUCCAAACAGUUGGUGUUGGGGCGCGUGGACCUCUCCCAGCAGCCCCUAUGAGCAGAGAACAGCUUGAACCUUUCCUCACAGCUUUAGCAGCAUUGCAGAAAGAGCAGCGCUGUACUAAUGGUGAUGCAAGUGAUUCCUCAUCUUUAGACAAUCUGUCCUGUGAGGUUCAGCCACCAACUACCCCUCAAACUUCGCUGGAGUCAUUACAGGACAGAGUGCCACGCUUGAGGCAAACUCGAGGUUACCAUGGCCACGCUUCAGAUGGCUCCCCUGGUCCUGAAGACAGCAGACACAGAAGUAGCAGGAGAGGACCCCGUAGAGCCACAUGGUGCAGUGUAGGUAUUUUUCCUCAAAACCAGACCAAUCUAACAGACCCUCCAGAACCACCUGAAAGUGGUCAGCAGUUGGAGGAUAUUGCGCAGGUGGCGCUGGGUACUCACCUCGUUACUUUCCAAGCUGCUGGAGGUACAAGAAGCAUAUCCAGUAGCAGUACUGGGGUGGAGUGUCCAACCACAAGCAGAAGAACGCAACUCACAGCCCAGCCAUCUCACUUAUCAACUAGUACCAAGAAAAACCUACAAGAUCAACCUCACAGAAUCUCUUCUCAUGCAGAUGGAAGUUCUGGGCCAAGAUUGGAAGUUACGUGACGUAGGGACACACCCUGUCUCUUUUCCUCCAUUACUGGAACUCUGCGAACCAGUGCUACAUGAAGUGUGGGAACACAGUUCAAGAUAGCCAACUGCUUCGUGCUCAAAGCAAGGUGCACUUCAGGCAGUGAAAUGAUAGAUUAGAUUCUGAGUACAGUAAUAAUGAUGGACCACUGGUCAAUGUUUUUGUUACCAGAAUAAUGCAUAUUCAUGUAUUCAAAAUUUCAAGUACAUACACAGUCAUUCAGAUUUCAACCUUCACCAGUUGAACAUUAAAAAAAUUAUGACCAUCAUAGAUCAUGAUGAUAAUGAAAACAAAUACUGUAUAUGAAAGAUAUUGCUAUCAUUAAGUUUGUCCAGCAUUCUCCAGCCAUGUCAGUUCUGAGAUACUGCAAAAAUGUUCAAAAUAUUAAUUAUUAACAAUUUAUUGGCUAUAUAGGUAUCAGGUAAUACUGUGCUGUGAUAAUAUUUGGUGGUUUGAUUACUUGUAUGCAGACAAUUUCUGGUUCAAACAAGGUUCAAACAAUUACUGUUAAACAAGGAAUCUUUAUCAGCUUGAGUAUUCUAGCUUGAUGCAUGCAGUUUCUAUGGCAAUGCAUUGAGGUUAUAUUGCUAGAUUAGCAUCCUUAUGCAUAGCUUUUCUGAUAAAUUGGUCAUUAUUAACCAGGAAAUUCUAAGACGUUCAUCCUAGAAAAUGAAUUUUAACUGCAUAGUAUUCAAAAUUUAUGACAAUGACAGUAAAUUUUCUUCAAUCUCUAUUACAAGAGCUGCACUUCCUAUAUAUAGGUAUGGUCAUAUUUUUGCAGUGAAAGAGCAUUAUAUUAUCUUAAAAUUAUAACAUUAUUUUGAACUACUACUGGGUUCUUUCAUUAGUAAAGUAAAAGAAAUGUUGCACUGAGGUUAUGAUGCCACAGUGCUUUGAUUUCACUGCUAAUCAUGAAGACAUUUAGUUAAAGUAGAAGCAUAUAUCUCUUAUCACUAUACAUACUAAUUUUGACCCUAAUUUCAAGACAAUAGAACUUAUUUGAGCUGUGUACAAGUGUGAGUUCACGUUUGCUGAAAUGUGAUAGUCUUCAAAAAUAUAUUACUGUACCUGAGCCAUUAAAUAAUAAAGGUCAUAUUGGAUAUGAUAUUUGAUCCAUUUGGUCUGACCUUUUGUCAGUACUAUACACUUGUAUAACUUCCUGAAAUUUCAAAUAAUUUUAUUUAACAUGUUGAGAUAGCUAGUCAAAUCCCAUUUGUCAUUGAAAAAUCAGUCCAGUGUAAAAAUCAUAUGUUACAUCUUACCAAUGGCUCUUUUAGGCAAGAUAAAUCUCUAUGGUUGAGAAAUUUGCAAUCAACAUAAAUAAAUGUUCUCACAAUAAGGGUACCUCACGUGAGGUAGUAAUAAUUAAAUUACAAUAAUGUUCAUUAGUCAAAAGGAACAUUGAUAAAAAAAAAUAUACCAUUAAGUUGCAGUAUGUGACAGGAGAACUUUAACUGCAAAUGUGAUAUGACAGCUUUAGUAAUAGUACAUAGUUUGGAAGAAAAACCUUGCAGUUUACAAAGACUUGACCAGAAAUAAAUACCCUUCAAAAUUUGGCAAAGAUAGCAAAGCUUAAGUUUACUCUUUUCUGUUGUACAAGCCAUGCAGACUGUAUCGUAAGCUAGUACAAGACAGAUUCACUAGAACCAAAGAGACAAUAGUCACCUCAUUAAUCAUUUCUAGUCCUUUUUAUGUGUAUUUUGAAACUCAAAUACAUUUCAUGUGGAUCAGGGCAGAAACUGAUGCACUGUUUGUGUAUCUCUUGUUUUAAGACUUGUUUAAGACUUGUUUUGUGCAAUAGGUGGCUUGAAAUUAUAACUCAUAUUCUGUAAAAAUGAGUAUCUUUGUGACUCCUAAAUAUUUUCAGGACAUUACCGUAUUAUUAGUUUUUUAUAUAUUUUUGUAUGUGUAUUUCAAAGAAAAUAAUGGGUAUUCAGUAUUCAACAAACCAUAUGAUUAGACUAGCAUAUUUGAUUUUUGUGACCUUUUCCCUGCUAUGAAAUGUGACAAAAUUGAAAAAAAAAAAUUAUCAGUAACUACCUCUUUUUUAAGAAAACUUUAGGCUUACAUUGUUUCCAUUUGUAGUAUAGAAGUACAAUUGUAAAUAUUGUAUAGAAAAACUCAUAUUAGAGAGUUUUUGAGUUAAUCAUAGCAUUAGAAAUUCUACUUCCAUUCCAUUACAUUGCUAUUGUAGCUAACUGAAUUUUUAUAAGCAGAGUCCUGAAAACAUUAUGGAGUAUUAAUAUUGUCAAUAAAAUGACAAAAUCUCAGUAUGAAACAAAAUAUUUUACUAAGCUUGUGGUUGUUAACAUUCACAAUACUCUUGAAAUUAUUCUGUUCAUUACAGUUACAUUGGCCCUUGCAUCUAAAAUGCAUUCUAAAGUGAGUUCUGAUACAUAUCAAACAUUUUUUGACAAAACUUAGAGAAAUCUAAGUUAAUGUCAGAAAGAAAAACUAGUGCAUUAAGCAAAGACUUUUGGGAGAUUAUGUAAUUCAAAGUAGUGCACAAAUCAUAGAAAUUUAGAUUUUUCCCUACAGUUUCAGUCAUCUUAACCAUAUCAAAAUAGAAUGAGGGUUUGGAACUCAUCUUUGAUCCACAAGUAACCUACGUGCCUUUAAUUGCAGUUCAAGCAUUUAUAAACUUAAGAAAGAAUCUUUAGAUUUAGAUCUAUGACUAGAAGUAAGAAUUUGUAAAUACUAUUAGAAACUGAAAGUUUUAGAAAAUACCUUCACUUUAAUAUUAUUCUUUAAAGUGUUAUUUUACCAAAGUAUUUUGGUGCGGUCAGCAUUUUUAUUCGAGUCCAUUUGUUAAAAUGGUUUUUAACAAAAUAUUGACCUAUACUACUCCUACUAACACAUAACCUUCAUUUUCAUAUAUUACUGGUUUUUGGUGUUGUUAUUUCAUGUCAUGGGCUGCUGUAUGUGCAGUAUCAUUAAACCUUUAAUAAUUGUGUAGAUCUGUCUUCGUCUCAUAUACAGUGUUAGAGGCUAGAGUAUUCUGUUUAGAUUUUAAUAAUUGCCAAAAACCAAUAAUAACAAGGAAAGUUUCUAGUGAAGUUUGGUCUAAAACUCUCAGUCUUCUUACACUGUCUGUAUAAAGGAAGAAAAAUAAAGUGACUGACUAUAUUAACAUUCAAUGAGAUAAGCAAUUUGUUUUUUCCAAGAAGUAAUGUGGGAUGAUCCUCUUGUUGAGAGAAUUGUUGAAAUAUGUUGUACUGUAGUAAUGUUCUUAGUUCAAACUGCUGUUCUCAUUAAUGUUAAUGUUCCCAAGAGGUGCUAUAUGAUGAUCUAUAUUUUUAUUCUUGUUGCAUGGACUAGUGUAUAUUAAUAUAUUUUGUACUGUUGUACAUUUCAUAAUUUAUUGUAAGUUAUGUAUCAAUAAGAGGAAUGAAAUUAA
Molecule: messenger RNA, 6099 nt
Organism: Macrobrachium nipponense
Lineage: Eukaryota; Metazoa; Arthropoda; Malacostraca; Decapoda; Palaemonidae
Product: E3 ubiquitin-protein ligase RNF43-like
Exons: 10
Coding region: 62-2677 (871 amino acids)
Biological process (GO): ubiquitin-dependent protein catabolic process
Molecular function (GO): ubiquitin protein ligase activity
Source: RefSeq, a predicted model, not a curated record